This is a messenger RNA of Aspergillus melleus, 4443 nucleotides long. Its product is annotated as putative ABC multidrug transporter. Gene Ontology annotation, molecular function: ATP hydrolysis activity; ABC-type transporter activity; ATP binding. The record is from RefSeq and is a predicted model, not a curated record. Gene Ontology annotation, cellular component: membrane. Gene Ontology annotation, biological process: transmembrane transport. Lineage: Eukaryota; Fungi; Ascomycota; Eurotiomycetes; Eurotiales; Aspergillaceae. Bases 1 to 4443 code for a protein of 1480 amino acids. The transcript has 5 exons.
AUGUCGGGACAUCGGGAUGAAGACAACCUCCUCAACCUCAAAGACACAACCGAUAGAUCUGUUACCUCCUACGAUCCUACAAUUCGCCGUGCGUCCACCAUUAAGAUCGAAGCAGAUGAAAUUGUCAAUCUGAAGAGAAUCGCAUCCCAGCGCUCCCAGAAGUCUAAGCGUCGUUCCAGUGCAUACUCACGCAUUGUCUCUACCGCAGGAGAUGGGGACUCGUUCGGGAUCAUCAGCGACAAUGACCCUGCGAUCAAUCCACAAGCACCGGAGUUUGACUUAGAGAAAUGGCUGAAAUGGGUCAUUAAAGGCGCUCAAGACCAUGGAAUUAGCAGUUCGCGUGCUGGUAUUGUGUUCAAGAAUCUGAACGUGUCUGGGUCCGGGGCUGCGCUGCAGCUACAAGAAACGGUGACCUCCAUGUUCAGUAUACCGACACAGGUUGGGGAGAUGCUUCGACAGAGGAGAUCUCCGCCGAAACUGAUUCUAAAAGAUUUUAACGGACUGCUGGAAAGUGGACAGCUGUUGCUUGUCCUGGGCCGUCCGGGGGCUGGGUGCAGUACGUUCCUCAAAUCUCUGUGCGGAGAGGUGUAUGGCCUAGAGGUGGACAAAAGGAGCGUUCUGCAUUACAACGGAGUUCCUCAGUCCCGAAUGAUGAGGGAAUUCAAAGGAGAAGUAGUGUACAAUCAAGAAAUCGAUAAACAUUUCCCUCAUCUGAUGGUCGGACAAACGCUCGAAUUUGCAGCUGCUGCACGAAUGCCCUCCCAGAGGCUGCAAGGAGCGAGUCGCGAAGAGUCUGCCAAGUACAUGACGCAAGUUAUCAUGGCAGUCCUCGGAUUAAGCCAUACGUACAACACAAAGGUCGGGAGCGACUUCGUUCGAGGAGUGUCCGGGGGAGAGCGAAAGCGUGUUAGUAUUGCUGAAAUGGUUCUUGCCAAUGCACCGUUGGCUGCCUGGGAUAAUUCAACUCGAGGCUUGGAUUCUGCCACGGCUCUUAAGUUCGUCGAGUCCCUUCGACUAUUCGCAGACCUAACGGGAUCUGCUCAUGCUGUUGCUGUAUACCAAGCCAGUCAAGCAAUCUAUGAUACAUUCGACAAGGUGACCGUUUUGUACGAGGGACGGCAGAUCUUCUUCGGGUCCGCAGCCAAAGCAAAGUCUUUCUUUGAAGAGCAGGGUUGGGAAUGUCCCGCACGACAAACCACCGGAGACUUUUUGACUUCCGUCACCAACCCACAGGAGCGGCAGGCACGAGAAGGAAUGGAGACCAAGGUACCGCGAACGCCGCAAGAAUUCGAGAGCUACUGGCAUCAGUCCCGCGAGUAUCAUCAGCUCCAAGCUGAGAUCGCGCAAUACGAAAGCUCUCAUCCUAAUCCCGACGAUGAGACCGCUGGAGCUCAGUUUCACGAGCGGAAACGUCAAGCCCAAGCUCAGCAUACACGACCAGGUUCUCCAUAUCUAAUCAGCGUGCCCAUGCAGAUCAAGCUGACUACUAAACGGGCAUAUCAACGGUUAUGGAAUGAUAAAACGUCCACGAUUUCCACAAUUGUCAGCAACAUCGUCUUGGCUCUGAUCGUGGGUUCGGUAUUCUACGGAUCUCCGGACACAACCGCUGGCUUCACCUCCAAAGGGGCUAUGCUCUUCUAUGCCGUCCUUCUGAAUGCCCUAACGGCUAUGUCAGAGAUCAACACUCUGUAUUCACAGCGUCCCAUCAUUGAGAAACAUGCCUCCUACGCCUUCUAUCAUCCUGCUGCCGAGGCCGUCGCUGGAGUUGUCAGUGAUAUCCCUGUGAAAUUUGCCCUCGCUGUUGCCUUCAACACAACGAUGUAUUUCAUGUCGAACCUACGACGCGAGGCAUCUCAGUUCUUCAUUUACUUCCUUCACACUUUCGUUGUGAUGUUUGUCAUGAGCGCCGUCUUUCGCACUAUAGGAGCAGCCACCAAAACCAUAGCCCAAGCCAUGGGUAUCGCGGGAGUGAUGAUUUUAGCCUUGAUCGUCUACACAGGCUAUGUGUUACCGGUUCCAUCUAUGCACCCGUGGUUUGAGUGGAUUCACUGGAUCAAUCCCGUGUAUUACGCCUUUGAGGUCUUGAUUGCGAAUGAAUUCCAUGGCCGCGACUUUCCUUGCGCCCAGAUCGUGCCGCCAAACGCCAACCAAUCCAGCCAAUCUUUCACUUGCUCAUCGUCGGGAUCCGAAGCCGGCUCGCUCACUGUUAGUGGCGAUAGUUAUAUCCUGGCUAAUUAUAGUUAUAGUUAUAACCACGUAUGGCGCAACUUUGGAAUCCUGAUUGCGUUUCUCGUUGCGUUCAUGGCCAUUUUCUUCGUGGCAUCCGAGCUGAAUUCCUCCACUGCAAGCACGGCAGAAGCGCUAGUUUUUCGCCGCGGCCACGAGCCUGCUGCCCUGCGAAAAAGGCCUGGAAAAAGUGCAAAAGACGAGGAGACCUCAAUAGUGCUGGAGCCUGUCAAGUCUACCACAGAGGAACCCGAUACACGGGUCACCAUACCACCGCAGACGGACAUAUUCACCUGGCGUGAUGUAUGCUAUGACAUUGAAAUCAAAGGCGAGCCACGGCGACUACUCGAUCACGUCUCGGGGUGGGUGAAGCCCGGCACCUUGACCGCUCUAAUGGGAGUUAGUGGUGCUGGAAAAACAACACUGCUGGACGUGCUGGCUCAAAGGACCUCUAUGGGUGUCAUUACCGGUGAUAUGUUUGUGAACGGGCGGACUCCAGACGCCAGCUUUCAAAGAAAGACCGGAUAUGUCCAACAGCAAGAUUUACAUCUGGAUACCGCAACGGUCCGUGAGUCUCUCCGGUUCAGCGCCCUACUAAGACAGCCAGCAUCUGUAUCGACCAAGGAAAAGUACGAUUACGUUGAGGAAGUGAUCGCUAUGUUGAAUAUGGAGGAGUUUGCGGAGGCAGUCGUCGGCGUUCCCGGUCAGGGGUUGAAUGUUGAGCAACGGAAGCUGUUGACAAUUGGCGUUGAGCUGGCUGCGAAACCAAAAUUGCUUCUUUUCUUGGAUGAGCCCACAAGUGGCCUUGAUUCACAGAGUUCCUGGGCUAUAUGCUCCUUUCUCCGCAAGCUUGCACAUAGUGGGCAGGCAGUCCUUUGCACUAUUCACCAACCGAGUGCAAUGCUGUUUCAACAGUUCGAUCAGUUGCUGUUUCUUGUCAAAGGGGGAAAGACCGUGUAUUUUGGACCGAUCGGACCACAGUCUCGGACACUACUCGAUUACUUCCAGUCAAACGGCGCCCGCAACUGUGCAGAUGACGAGAACCCAGCAGAGUACAUGAUCGAAGUGGUCAAUCAAGGUGCUAAUUCCCAAGGUCAAAACUGGUUCGAUGUUUGGAAUCAGAGCAGCGAGAGCCGGGACAUCCAAGCGGAGAUCGAUCGGAUCCACACAGAGCAGGCGGCGAAACCACAGGAGAGCACGGAUGACCCUAUCGCGCAGUCUGAAUUCGCAGCGCCGUUGUGGAUGCAGCUCUAUGUUGUAACCGGCCGGACGUUUCAACAGUACUGGCGAAUGCCUGGGUACAUCAUUUCCAAAUGGGGCUUGGCUAUCAUGGCCGGACUGUUUAUUGGAUUCUCAUUCUACGAUGCCAAGCAGUCAUUGCAGGGCAUGCAGGUUUUGAUCUUCUCAUUGUUUAUGAUUUGCUCUAUUUUUGCGUCGGUCGUUCAGCAGGUGAUGCCCAUAUUUGUAACCCAGCGUGCUCUCUACGAGGUGCGCGAACGACCAAGCAAAGCGUAUUCAUGGAAAGCAUUCCUAAUCGCCAACAUCAUUGUCGAGAUUCCAUACCAAAUCCUGAGUGGUAUCCUCACUUUCGCUUGCUACUAUUAUGCCGUCGUAGGAGACGGCCAGACAUCUGACCGACAAGUCUUGGUGUUCCUGUUCUGUAUCCAAUAUUACAUCUACGCAAGUACAUUCGCGCACAUGAUCAUCGCGGCCAUCGAGGAUGCCGUCACGGGCAGUGCAAUUGUCGUUUUGCUCUUUUCCAUGUCCUUGACCUUCUGUGGUGUCAUGCAAGCGCCCUCGGCACUUCCCGGGUUCUGGAUAUUCAUGUACCGCGUCUCGCCGUUUACUUACUGGAUAGGCGGCAUGGCUGGGACACAAUUGCAUGGAAGAAAGGUGGUAUGCUCCACUGAGGAGCUCGCCAUAUUCGACCCACCUUCUGGUCAAACUUGCCAGCAGUAUUUGGGUGGUAUGCUUGAAGCUGCUGGGGGUCAGUUGAUGAAUCCGGAUGCGACUAAGGAGUGCAAUUAUUGCUCGUUGAGUGUUGCGGACGAGUACAUGGCUACUGUAGGGAUUUACUGGACUGACAGAUGGCGCAACUUUGGGUUGCUUUGGGUGUUUGUUGUGUUUAAUAUUUUCAUGGCUACGGUGCUGUAUUAUUUGUUUCGGAUCCGUCGAUGGAGUCCGGGCAUGCUUGUGGAGAGGUUUACAAAGAAGUGA